Messenger RNA from Ogataea haglerorum, 522 nucleotides. RefSeq lists its product as uncharacterized. Gene Ontology annotation, cellular component: signal recognition particle, endoplasmic reticulum targeting. Gene Ontology annotation, biological process: SRP-dependent cotranslational protein targeting to membrane. Bases 1 to 522 code for a protein of 173 amino acids. NCBI's taxonomy places the organism in Eukaryota, Fungi, Ascomycota, Pichiomycetes, Pichiales, Pichiaceae. The record is from RefSeq and is a predicted model, not a curated record. The transcript has a single exon.
AUGUUUAUGUUGCUGGCUGUAGCUGCUGCGAGUUUUCACGGCAGUGUUAAAAGUCAAAAUCUAGUUUUCGACUUUUUCACAUAUUCGUCCAUGACAUUAAUUAAGCAGAGCGACCAAUUUAUCCAAAGAUCGCUUGAAUUGCUCCAGGCGAGCCCAGAGGACACGACAGUGUCAAUAACAUACACACACUCGAGGGUGAAGUCGGCCAAGACCGGCAAACCGGCCAAAGCAUUGAUCAAAAUCAAGACUUACAAUCCUCAAACCGGCAUAUGUCUAAACUUCAAGACGCACAAGGCAAAGGAGUUCAGCAGAAUGAUCAACGUCUUAGGGCCAAGGGGCAGCUCCAUGACAAAGGUCGAAAACUCUGAGAAAAAAACCAUACAUCUUGAUGGAUUCUCUAGUGUUAUGAGUAAUGUCGAGUUUAAGGAGGAGGUCGCCCCUGCUCCGGCAGCAGCCCCUGUGCCGGAGCAGGCAGAGUCCGGAGGCAAGAAGAAAAGCAAAAAGAAGGGCAAAAAGAAGUAG